Molecule: messenger RNA, 1146 nt
Organism: Caenorhabditis bovis
Lineage: Eukaryota; Metazoa; Nematoda; Chromadorea; Rhabditida; Rhabditidae
Source: the annotation of a GenBank genome assembly
AUGGGAAUUAAAGGACUUUCACAAGUUAUUGCGGAUAAUGCACCAACUGCAAUCAAAAUUAAUGAAAUCAAGGCAUUUUUUGGUCGAAAGGUCGCAAUUGAUGCAUCAAUGUGUCUUUACCAGUUUUUGAUUGCUGUUCGUCAGGAUGGAUCUCAAUUGCAAAGCGAAGAUGGUGAGACGACGAGUCAUUUGAUGGGAAUGUUUUAUCGUACCAUUCGAAUGAUUGAUAAUGGAAUUAAACCAGUCUAUGUUUUCGACGGAAAACCGCCAGAUAUGAAAAGUGGUGAGCUUGAAAAACGAACCGAACGACGUGCGGACGCUGAAAAGGCGUUGACGGAAGCGAAAGAAAAAGGCGAUUCCAAGGAAGUUGAGAAAUUCGAGCGGCGAUUGGUGAAAGUGACGAAGCAGCAAAAUGAGGAAGUUAAAAAAUUGCUCUCGCUUAUGGGGGUCCCUAUUGUCGAAGCUCCAUGUGAAGCUGAAGCUCAAUGUGCAAGACUUGUUAAAUCUGGAAAGGUUUAUGGUACUGCCACUGAAGAUAUGGAUGCUCUCACAUUUGGAUCAACUGUCCUUCUUCGUCAUAUGCUCUACUCCGAAGCAAAAAAAAUGCCAAUAAAGGAGAUCACUCUUUCCCGUGUUCUUGAAGAAAUGCACCUCAGUGAAGAUCAAUUCAUUGAUAUGUGUAUAUUGCUUGGAUGCGAUUAUUGUGGAACAAUUCGUGGAAUUGGACCAAAAAAAGCUGUCGAAUUAAUCAAGCAACAUCAUGACAUUGAAACAAUUUUGGAAAAUAUUGAUCAAACGAAAUAUCCCCCACCAGAAAAUUGGCCGUAUAAGCGUGCUCGUGAACUGUUCAAGGAACCUGAAGUAAUGAAUCCAGAUGAAAUUAAUUUGGUUUGGAAAGAGCCUGAUGUCGAAGGAGUUGUCGCAUUCAUGUGCGGAGAGAAGAACUUCAAUGAGGAACGUAUCCGAUCUGCGCUGACACGAAUGCAGAAAAGCCGAAAUGCUGGAACACAGGGUCGUAUUGAUUCGUUCUUCAACGUCUCCGGACAGGUGAAAUGCAUUACCGCCGCGAAACGAAAGGCAAUGGAGGAAGACAAGAAGGCGAAAGGCAAAAAGUCGGCUGGACCGCCAAAAAAACGUGCAAAAUAA